CAAGUGUUGAAGGUACAAGACAUGUGUAUACAAUUGCUGAUGUUAAGCCACAAGAUCAAGGUGUAUACAAACUAACAGCUAAAAACAAGACAUCAGCAGAAGAAUCAACUAUUACACUCAAUGUUACUGCACCACUUGAUAUCACACAGUCACUAAUAGAUACUAAUGUACUUCUUGGUCAAACUGGUAUUUUAUCUCUUACAUGCAAUGCAUUUCCGGUACCCAAAGUGACAUGGUUUUUCAAUGACACUGAAUUGAAAAACUCUGCUAAACACAAAAUUGAAAUCAAAAACAAUGUCUUCUCUCUUGCUAUCAAUAAAGCUGAUCAUCCUGAUGUUGGCACAUAUCGUGCAGUAGUCGAUAAUGGUAUUGAUAAAACAGAACAAACUGCUACACUUAAUGUUGGAGUUAAACCUAAAGUGGAAGCAGCUAAACCAGCUAAUGAACAAUCUUGUGUCAUCGGACAAGAUACUCAAAUCUCAUGGAAGUUCAGUGGUAUCGAAAAACCAGAAGUUACAUGGUUAUUCAAUGGACAACCAUUACCUACUAAUGACCGAUUUCAGAUCACUGAAACUGAAGAUGGAACAUCCACACUGUCGAUCAAGAGUGUUGAGCUCACUGAUAAAGGUGUUUACACUGCAAAAGCAACUAAUGCAGUUGGUGAAGCUGAAGCUAAAACAACACUCAAUAUUUCUGGUAUCAAACCAGUGAUCACUGCUGAUCUUGAAGCAGCUCUUCAAGCUACUAAAGGUGAAUCGAUGACAAUCAAACUAACUGCUACUGGCACACCUAAACCAGAAGUUGUAUGGAUGCGAGGUAAUGAUGAACUUGCUCCAAGUGAUCGAGUACAAGUGAGUGGACCAACCGGUGAAGGCGAAGAUACAUACACAAUAACAAUCUUGAAUGUUCAACCUGAAGAUCAAGGUGAUUAUUCAGCCAAGAUCACCAAUGUUGGUGGAUCACUCAAAUCCAAGAAAUGCAAAGUCACCGUUAUGAAAUCACCUGAGUUUGUGACAAAACCAACCGCACAAGAAGUGAAACAAGGUGAAACAGCUUUGUUUGAGACAAAGAUUGAUGGAUAUCCAACACCAAAAAUCACAUGGCUUCUCAAUGGUAAACCAUUAACAGCUAAAGAAGGUGGACAAGUUGAAUUUAAUGCAGCAACUGGUGAUGCUAAAUUAUCAGUUGCAAAAGUUGAUCUUCAACAACAUUCAGGUAUUGUAACAUGUCGACUUGAGAAUGCACAUGGAAGCCAAGAAGAAACUGCUCGACUUGAUAUUCUUGCUGCACCACUCAUCACAACUCAGUUGCCAAAAACCGAAGAAACAGUUAGUGGAAAAGAUGUGACAUUGCGAGUAGUUGUUCGUGGUUCACCUCGACCAGAAGCACAAUGGUUCUAUAAUGAUACACCUGUUGCACCUGAAAAUACUGCAUAUGAUGAAGAAAAGAGUGAAUAUCAAUUGUUAAUCAAAGGAGCAACAGUAGGUGCAAACGAAGGCACUUAUCGAGUAGUAUUGAAGAAUGAUCUUGGUGAAAGUGAAUCUACACCAUGCACAUUAACUGUACUUGAACCAGUUAAGUUGACAAAGAUUGGUCCUGCCACGGAUGCUGUUGAUCUAAAAGUAGGUGAAGCAUUUGAGAUCUCAUUUGAUGUUGAUGGAAAAGAAGCGCCAAAAGUACAACUUACCAAAGAUGGUAAAGAAGUGAAAUUGACAAGUGUUGAAGGUACAAGACAUGUGUAUACAAUUGCUGAUGUUAA
Molecule: messenger RNA, 1759 nt
Organism: Adineta steineri
Lineage: Eukaryota; Metazoa; Rotifera; Eurotatoria; Adinetida; Adinetidae
Source: the annotation of a GenBank genome assembly